GUGGGCGCUACAUUGAGGUAUUCAGGGAAAAAAACAUCCCUACGGCCAAGGGGCCCCUGAAGAGUAGUGCCAAGCCCUGGCAAGGCCGGACCCUCGGGGAGAAUGAAGAGGAGGAGGACGUGGCCGACUCCGGGAGGCUCUUCAUACGAAACCUGCCCUACACCAGCACCGAGGAGGACCUGGAGCAGCUCUUCUCCAAGUUUGGUCCUCUGUCUGAGCUUCAUUACCCGAUCGACAGCCUGACCAAGAAACCCAAGGGCUUUGCCUUCAUCACCUUCAUGUUCCCUGAGCACGCCGUGAGGGCCUACGCAGAAGUGGACGGGCAGGUGUUCCAGGGCAGAAUGCUCCACGUGUUACCAUCCACCAUCAAGAAGGAAGCCAGCGAGGAUGCGGACACCCCAGGAUCAUCGUCUUAUAAGAAGAAGAAAGAAUCUAAAGACAAAGCCAACAGCUCCAGCUCUCACAACUGGAACACGCUGUUCAUGGGCCCAAACGCCGUGGCGGACGCCAUUGCACAAAAGUACAGCGCCACCAAGAGUCAAGUGUUUGACCACGAGACCAAGGGCAGCGUGGCUGUGCGCGUGGCCCUGGGGGAGACCCAGCUCGUCCAGGAAGUGCGGCGCUUCCUCCUCGACAACGGGGUCAGUCUGGACUCCUUCAGCCAGGCGGCGGCCGAGCGAAGCAAGACCGUGAUCCUGGUUAAGAACCUCCCGGCGGGCACCCUGGCGGCCGAGCUGCAGGAGACCUUCGGCCGCUUCGGCACCCUGGGCCGCGUGCUAUUGCCUGAGGGCGGCGUCACCGCCAUCGUGGAGUUCGUGGAGGCCCUGGAGGCCCGCAAGGCCUUCAGACAUCUGGCCUACUCCAAGUUUCACCACGCCCCCCUGUACCUGGAGUGGGCUCCAGUGGGCGUCUUCUCCAGCUCAGCCCCGCAGACGAAGGAACCCCGAGAUCCCCCAGCAGGACCUGCAGAAGAGGACAGGGCGGAAGAAGAAACCUUGCCAGACAACGAGACUCCAGGAGGUGAAAAGCCAGCAGAGGGAGGAGCUGCGGACUGUCCAGAGGAGGAGGAGGAGGAGGAGAGCCUCCCCGGGUGUACUCUGUUUAUUAAAAACCUCAACUUCAGCACGACGGAGGAGACCCUGAAGGGAGUGUUUUCCAAAGUGGGGACAGUGAAGAGCUGCUCUAUUUCCAAGAAGAAGAACAAAGCAGGAGUGAUGCUCUCCAUGGGAUUUGGAUUCGUGGAAUACAGGAAGCCAGAGCAAGCCAAGAAGGCUCUCAAGCAGCUCCAGGGUCACGUCGUGGACAGCCACAAGCUGGAAGUGAGGAUCUCCGAACGAGCCACCAAGCCAGCUCUGACAUCCACUCGGAAGAAACAAGUUCCCAGAAAGCAGACAACGUCAAAGAUUCUGGUGCGCAACAUCCCGUUCCAGGCUGACAGCCGGGAGAUCCGUGAGCUCUUCAGCACCUUCGGGGAGCUGAAGACCGUCCGCUUGCCGAAGAAGAUGACCGGGACAGGCACACACAGAGGGUUCGGCUUCGUGGACUUCCUCACGAAGCAGGACGCGAAGAGAGCCUUCCACGCACUGUGUCACAGCACCCACCUGUACGGCCGGAGACUGGUCCUGGAGUGGGCCGACUCGGAGGUGAGCCUGCAGGCCCUGCGGCGGAAGACGGCCGAGCACUUCCACGAGCCCCCGAAGAAAAAGCGGCCUGUGGUGUUGGACGAGAUCCUGGAGCAUCUGGAAGACAGUGAAAACGACAGUGAGGAGCAAACCCUUCAGCUGCGAGCUGGCACCGAGAGG
This is a messenger RNA of Odobenus rosmarus divergens (Pacific walrus), 1802 nucleotides long. RefSeq names its product RNA binding motif protein 19. Gene Ontology annotation, molecular function: RNA binding. NCBI's taxonomy places the organism in Eukaryota, Metazoa, Chordata, Mammalia, Carnivora, Odobenidae. The annotation marks the transcript as partial. The record is from RefSeq and is a predicted model, not a curated record. The transcript has 15 exons.